Oncorhynchus gorbuscha (pink salmon) is the source of this 2726-nucleotide messenger RNA. Its product is annotated as trafficking regulator of GLUT4 1-like. Lineage: Eukaryota; Metazoa; Chordata; Actinopteri; Salmoniformes; Salmonidae. Bases 376 to 981 code for a protein of 201 amino acids. Gene Ontology annotation, cellular component: membrane. The transcript is spliced from 5 exons. The record is from RefSeq and is a predicted model, not a curated record.
UUGAACAAAAGAGGGAGAGAGAGGCGAGGUAGCAACAUAGCAAGCACAAGAGCGCAGUUUGACAUCCCACGGCGUGGUCUGUAGCCUAAUUUUACCGUUACCGUUACCGUUUACCAUAGCUUGUAUCAAAAGAAAAAGACAAUUUGGCGAAUUCUGGGUGGAGAUUUUAAUCGUAGCUUACUGAACUUGUGUUCUCUUUUCUCGCACGUUGCAUUUUCUGUAAUAUUUGGAAUUGUGAUCAAGAAAAGCAAAAUGUUAAGGAUAAUGUUUCAUGCCACUCAAUAAGAUCAGUUGAAGAAGAUCAAAAGUCCAAUCAAGACCAAUCAUCAAACAGGCCCAAACUACCAGUGAAAACAACAUCGUCCGCAUUCUGCCAUGGCUUCCAACACCAAUGCUGCCCCUAGUGGAGUGGAGGGAGAACAGCAGCCAGAACAGACUAUCACCUCCCAGCCAACCAGCGCUGAGCACCAAGAGACAGCCCAUGACUUCAGCCAAUCGGAAUGCAAAGACCACUUGGCAGUAAUCAGCGAGAAGAUGGAGACCAGUAAUGGAAUGUGUGCUGCCGACUCCUCGCCCACAUCUUCCAUCUCGUCCCCCAAGCGACUGCAACACGCAAAACCAACCAACGGCCGGGCGCGGAAAGGAAGCCGCUCUGGGUCCCUGCUGGGUCAUGGGGCAGGGUCUCCCAGGCCUUCCAUCAGCCGUCAGCCCAGCACCGUGACAGAGGAGGACAACGGCAAGCCCCCUAGGGACUACCUGAUCCUGGCCAUCCUGUCCUGCUUCUGUCCCUUGUGGCCCAUCAACAUCGUGGCUCUCGUCUUCUCUGUUAUGUCGAGGAACAGCCUGCAGCUGGGGAACGUUGACGGGGCGCGGCGUCUGGGCCGGAACGCAAUGGUGCUGUCCAUCGUCUCGCUAGUUGGCGGGGUCAUCAUCAUCAUCGCUGCCAUCGUCUUAAACUGGGGAAGUAUAAUAAAAUCCUGAUGGUCACCAUGGAUACCAGGAGCAAGAUCACAAGACAGCACACAAACAACCAUCCCAACCAGACUUUUCCCCUUUCCUACGAUCAAAACAUUAUUCUACAAAAGCACCUGCAACCUACAGUAUAGUCCCUCGUCCUUUUUGUUUUGCUGCACGAGCAUGUAUGGCCUGUAAUAUGUUCUCUGAAACGGAUAGACAAGUCCCUCAUCUCUAGCUCCUACACCACGGACCCCAACGCUGCCACCAGUGGUGUAAUUCACGGUAAACGUAUGUAAACGCCGGAAACGCACGUAUUUCAUUUUGCUCGAGUGUUUACCCACCUUUUGCAGACAAAUGCAUUAUUGACCGCGAACAGUGAUCAGGAGUUACCCGCCUAUUUUUGUUGACCACUCUUCACUGGCUGCCGCCAUCACUCAGAAAGUCGAAGGCGUCAUGUUGAACAACGCUGAGGUAGGGAUAGACAGUGACAACCAGACUGGUUCCUCUGAAUAAGAGAGACACGUCUAACUCUGGUCAAUGAUGCCAUGAUCCUCUGCAAUGGUUGCAUGAGUCUCUCAGACUGUAUUCAAAGUCUCUGCAUAGUUUUCUGCUCUCCUCCCGAGCUGCUCUUCCCAGGCUGCUCCUCCCAGGCUGCUCCUCCCGAGCUGCUCCUCCCAGGCUGCUCCUCCCAGGCUGCUCCUCCCGAGCUGCUCUUCCCAGGCUGCUCCUCCCAGGCUGCUCCUCCCGAGCUGCUCCUCCCAGGCUGCUCCUCCCGAGCUGCUCCUCCAGGCUGCUCCUCCCAGGCUGCUCCUCCCAGACUGCUCCUCCCAGACUGCUCCUCCCGAGCUGCUCCUCCAGGCUGCUCCUCCCAGGCUGCUCCUCCCAGACUGCUCCUCCCGAGCGGCUCCUCCCAGACUGCUCCUCCCGAGCUGCUCCGAACGUGACAAAACACUGUGUCGCCGGGAAAGGACAUCUGCUUUUCUCUGUACUGGGAUUAUUUUCUUCCACGGUACCAUUCAUCUCCAGUCAGUCCACACCACUGUAACACAACCAAGGGAUCCUUUUAACUGUCAGAAACCAUCUCACACUAUGGGAAGCAAGUUAAAGAAGUCAAAGGGAGAGUUAGGGAGGGAGGUGACAGGAUUGGAAUUGAUCUUUGAUCAAUGUGAUGAUGUUGAUGGGGGGGGGGGGGCUUUUUUUGUUCUGAAUUUGUUCCAUAUCGUUCUUUUCUGUAAAGGGAGGGAGGAGUUAGAGACAAAUGGGACCAUCUGUAGUUUGAUUUAGGAAAAAACCUGAGGUCUCCAUCUAUCUUUGCUUCAUCGUCUUCGUUUAAAAAUACCUAGAAUCUGGGGAGAAUGAGCCACUCUGGGUUGGGGAUUGAGGCAGGGCUGGUAACUCGCAUGCACUCUAAAACACACUUGCUUACCCCCCCCCCCGCACAAACGCACACACACACAAACAUCCGUACGGCAGAAUGUGAGGGAAGACAGAUGUACGCAGUUACACACAGAGACACAGGCAGGCACACCCAUACGGCGGAAUGACAUUCUCAUUGGCUGAGAGAAGGAGGGAGAUAAAGAACAGGAGAGGAGAAGAGGGAGGGGAGGAUUGGGGAUAGCUGCAUGGGCUUCAAGUCCUUUGUUUGGCACAGAUAGAGGCAAAGAGGAUGUGUGUGUGUGUGUGUGUGUGUGUGUGUGUGUGUGUGUGUGUGUGUGUGUGUGUGUGUGUGUGUGUGUGUGUGUGUGUGUGUGUGUGUGUGUGUGUGUGUG